Molecule: messenger RNA, 396 nt
Organism: Cadophora gregata
Lineage: Eukaryota; Fungi; Ascomycota; Leotiomycetes; Helotiales; Ploettnerulaceae
Product: bifunctional diacylglycerol diphosphate phosphatase/phosphatidate phosphatase
Exons: 1
Coding region: 1-396 (131 amino acids)
Cellular component (GO): cytoplasm
Molecular function (GO): dipeptidyl-peptidase activity
Source: RefSeq, a predicted model, not a curated record
AUGUCUAGAUUCCGUGUUUCCAAAGAAGAUGAGGUUACACAUAAGCUCGAGGCCAACAACGUGUUCGAAGGCCUUGUUGAUGAUGGGAGCAAAGACUGGCUCCGCUAUCGUAAAUACGCUCACUUUCUAUCAAGAGCGUGCUGGCACGGUGGUAGAAUCAUACUUCGUCAGACGUCGCCGGAGUCAGAGGGAAUCUACGACUUCAUCCUUGAACUGUACAAGGCCUGCGAUGGGGAUUGGAAUAAGUUCGUGGAGAGCGGCGUGGCUAGGGAACAUCUCGAUACUUGGCUAGAAUUUGCUGGCAUGUUUCUCUCCAGCCUAGGUAACCACUUUGUCAGUACCGGAAAUCGUUUGAUGGCAUCCCCGCCCACGUCUGUCUUCAAUUUGGUCCACUAA